Molecule: messenger RNA, 1312 nt
Organism: Anopheles coustani
Lineage: Eukaryota; Metazoa; Arthropoda; Insecta; Diptera; Culicidae
Product: phenoloxidase-activating factor 2-like
Exons: 4
Coding region: 18-1121 (367 amino acids)
Biological process (GO): proteolysis
Molecular function (GO): serine-type endopeptidase activity
Source: RefSeq, a predicted model, not a curated record
GAGAGUCAGUCGUCGUGAUGAAUUUAGUCGUGGUGGAAGCUUUGGCCAUAGUAUGGCUUGUGGCGUUAGGAGUCAACGCACAGAACUGCAGUGGACGGUGUGUCCGACGGGAUUAUUGCCUUACGGACGAAGACGACCCGGCACCGGAUGUGGACUUGCGCAUCGGGCAAAAAGACUCGACGGUCGUGGGCAACUGUACGCACUAUCUGGACCUGUGUUGUCCACCUGAUUUGAUCAUCGAAGAGCCACACCAGACAGCGACGCACGAGCAAAAGUUUGCGUCCUGUGGAAAACGCAAUCCAGAUGGGGUUGGGUUCCGGCUCGGUGGAGGAAAGGUGCAAGAAGCGGAAUUCGGUGAAUUCCCGUGGACGUUGUUAGUUCUGGAAUUGCAAACAAUCUUCGACUUUGAGGCAAAGGAAGUGUAUACAUGUGUUGCCUCGUUAGUAGCACCGAACGUUGCGCUUACAGUGGCCCACUGUGUCGUCAAUCGGACGGCCACAGACUUGGUAGUUCGAGCCGGUGAAUGGGAUACCCGGACCGAGAGUGAGGUACUUCCGCAUCAGACCUCGCCGGUGAAGGAAGUUAUAGUUCACGAGCGAUACAACAAGCACCACCAUAACAAUGUGGCCCUUCUUGUGCUACAAAAACCCUUCCAAGCGGCCGAAAACGUCCAAACGGUGUGUCUUCCACCACCGGGCGUUCGUCCAGCGACCGGAGAGGAGUGCAUUACCGGUGGCUGGGGAAAGGAUCGAUUUGGAAAAGAUGGCGUCUAUCAACACAUCCUAAAGCGUGUAUCCCUACCGAUCGUCGACUCUGCAAAGUGCCAGGAGGCACUGCGCAAGACCCGGUUAAGUCAGAAGUUUAGGCUGCAUAGUACGUUCCUGUGCGCCGGUGGAAAGAAAGAUGCGGAUGUUUGUUCCGGCGACGGUGGAGCGGCCCUCGUGUGUUCGGUGGCCGGAUCGGAGACCUCCUACUAUCAGGCUGGCAUCGUGGCGUGGGGUAUUGGGUGUGGUGAUGAGAGCAUUCCCGGGGUGUACGUCGAUGUUGCGGUCAUGCUGCCUUGGAUCGUGAACAAGCUCAACAUGCUCAACGUCGAUCCUGCGUUCUACACCGUAGAUUAAGAGGAUAGUCUAUCUUGUGCAUUGCUGCAUUGUGGAUUGUUUAUUGUCGUUAAUUUCAGUUUCUAGCUGUUGAAACAAUACUAAUGGAUGGCAUUAUGAUAUACAGAAAAAAAAGAAAAAUAGAACAAUACAACGAAUAACAACAAAAUGUCAAAAUUCAAUCCAGGUUAAAUCUAUUGCAGCUAUAUGUG